AUGCAAGCAGGGCGAGGGACGUAACACGAAGGUUUUAUUUAACUUCAGAUUUAGCUCGCCAGCCAAAGCUGGCUAUUUAGCCAACUAGCCAGCUCAUUUCCCAUCUUUCGGGGAUUGAACAAGGACAGGCACGCAUUUGGAGAAUGUUUCUACCUACAAUGCAAGUUGCACCAUUAGCUAUCUUCCUCACAUUUUUGGCCCUCGGGUGCACAUCUCUUUCACCUGUAAAUCGUUAUGGAACUGCUAACGGAACGGUAACGUUAACCGAUAAAUUAGAACCUGGCUGUGUGGUGUGGUAUACGAGGACAUUGACGGAACUUUAUGGUGACGACAUCAAGGCAACAGUUGUUGAAAAAGGCAAACCGACAGAAAUGUACAAGGAUAAGGUAAAAAUAAACGACCGUGUCAUAACUUUACACGAGGCUAACUACAAUCACCGCGGUGUCUACGAAGUGAUGUGUGGCAUUGAGAAGAAAGUCGUGGAAGUGAUAAAGUUGGAAAUGUUGGGCCCCUUUAACAGCAUAGUAAAUGGAGUAGAGGGAGGGGACGGAGUGUAUACCUUCUACGAAGAUACUAAUGGACGGACUGACAUCCAAGUGCAUCUGCAUAAGCUGCUAGUCAAUGGCUCUCUUGAAAAACUUGGCCAAAUACCGAAGUCUGCAGGUAACGCUGGCACUGUGUUGCAGGGAAGGGCAUUCCUGACAGAUGAUGGACUCAGUGGACGUUUCUCCUUCUCCAUCACCAACAUAAACCACUCCGACCAGGGGACAUAUGUCAUCUUCGUCACCGGAAUGUAUAAAGAGACAAGAGAUACACUGCUGAAAAGUGCAUUUCAACUUCAGGUCAGGGUAAAAACAAUGCCACCUGAUGGUUCAAAACAUCUGGCCAGUACAGUGUUGAGUAUAAUCGUCAUCGGUUGUGUAAUUGUUUGCCUCCUUGCACGAAAUGGAUGUAUUUCCAAGGAUCAAAUAUUAGCUGUGUACCGUAGAAUCCGUAGAAUCCAAGAUGCACCACUCUCUAACCCUAUUCCAGUGGAGAGCAAUCCAGAGGUUCGUUAUGAACAAGUUCCCGACCAGCAUGACACUCCAAUCAAGAAUGGAUCACAGGUAGGGGAAAACUCCAGUUCUGUGAAACUUAUCGAUCGGUGUUCCAUACUGAUGCCACACAUCCAAGGAUCCACUUCCUCAGCCGCUGGAGAGCCAGACCAGGGGCGUAUCUAGGGGCGUAUCUAAGGAGGCACCUGCCCCACCACAGUGGCCUAUCCUGACCCUCCAGAUGGUCUGUUACACAUAUUAAUCUGGGAAGCCAUCCUUAGAAACUGUGAAAAGCAUCUGCCUACCCUCGAGGACCUGCACACCUCGAGGACCCUGAGGCGUGCGAGGAAGAUUGUGGCCGACCCCUCCCACCCUGGUCACUCCCUGUUCCAGCUACUCCCCUCUGGCAGAAGGCUGCGGUCCAUCAGGACCAAAACCUCACGCUAUAAGAACAGUUUCUUUCCAUCUGCUACUGGCCUCUUCAACAAGGCCAAGGACUCCCAUUGACAUUCAUUCACUUAUUUAACCAUUCACUUAUUUAACUAUAAGUCCAUCUAAUGGCAAUUCAGUAUGCAUAAGCCACUUUAUCUCAGUAUCCAACUGCACUAUGUUGUAAGGAGGCCUCUCUAGAAGUGACUGUUUUGUACAGUUUUUUUUUUCCAUUUCAAAUUUCUUCAAAAUGUUAU
This is a messenger RNA of Osmerus eperlanus (European smelt), 1720 nucleotides long. RefSeq lists its product as uncharacterized. Lineage: Eukaryota; Metazoa; Chordata; Actinopteri; Osmeriformes; Osmeridae. The coding region runs from base 144 to 1220 and encodes 358 amino acids. The transcript is spliced from 2 exons. The record is from RefSeq and is a predicted model, not a curated record.